Molecule: messenger RNA, 1491 nt
Organism: Priceomyces carsonii
Lineage: Eukaryota; Fungi; Ascomycota; Pichiomycetes; Serinales; Debaryomycetaceae
Exons: 1
Coding region: 1-1491 (496 amino acids)
Biological process (GO): carbohydrate transport; transmembrane transport
Cellular component (GO): membrane
Molecular function (GO): carbohydrate:proton symporter activity
Source: RefSeq, a predicted model, not a curated record
AUGGUUCAGUUAGGUUCUAUAGGAGGAGCGCUUAUUGCUACAUAUACCGUCGAUAAGUUAGGUAGAAUCAGAGCAUUGCAAUUCGUGUGUUUAAUAUGGGUGGUAGGAGCUAUUAUACAGAUUACUUCUCAUAGUGUUGGUCAGCUUUAUGCUGGUAGAUUGAUCGAAGGAUUGGCCGUGGGACAAACAACAUCAAUAGGGCCAGCUUACUUAAGUGAAUGUGCUCCAAGGAGCAUUAGAGGAUUAUGUGUUUGUAUAUUCAGUGGAGCUGUUUACUUCGGUGUCAUGAUUGCAUACUUUGCUAACUAUGGGACCUCGAUUCACAUGGAAGCUGUCAGGAACCAAUGGGUAGUACCUACGAGUAUGAAAAUCGUUUUUGCCGGUCUUUUGUUCAUACUUUCGUUUGCAUUCUGUGUCGAGAGUCCAAGAUGGCUCUUGAAAACAAAUAAACCAGAACAGGCACUCAAAAACUUAUCUAAACUUAGGCAUUUACCAGAAAAUCAUCCGUAUAUUGCUAGUGAGAUAUCAGAUAUCAAUGAGCAAGUGUUGCAAGAAAAGGAAGCAGUCGAAGGCUCUAAUUUUGUCUCAAAGUUGAAGGAAUUAACUCUUUUUAAAUCAAACAGAUACAGAUUUUUUGCCGUUUGUGCUUUGGCACAGAUACUUGGUCAAUGGUCAGGGGCCAAUGCGAUCACUAUAUAUGCUCCAGAAUUUUUUGAACUUUCUGGUAUUGAAGAUAAGCAGCAGUUAAAGAUGACUGCCGUCUUAGGAGUAGUCAAGUUUAUCUCAGCAUACUUGCUGGCCUUUUUGAUCAUCGAUGCAUUGGGUCGUAAAGCUGCCUUACAAUGCGGUCUUAUCAUUCAGCUUGUUACUACUUUAUUCUUUGCAAUCUUCUUAACUAUUGUACCGCAGGCGGCAGAGGAGGGAGCAGUUUUGACUCAUUCUCAAUUACAAGCAAGUAAGGCAGCUUUAGCUUCCUUGUUUUUAUCGGGUGUUGGUUGGACAAUGGGAUUCAACAAUAUUCAAUACUUGGUUGGUUCAGAAAUGUUUCCGUUGAAUAUUCGUUCUUUUGCCCAGUCAUUGGUUAUGGUAUUACAUUUUGCUUGCCAGUACGGUAAUUCAAGAGCCGUACCUAAAAUGCUUCUUGCAAUGAAUUCCUAUGGAGCAUUUUAUUUCUUUUCUGCUGUAAUCGUAAUCAGUCUCUUUUGGGGUUGGUUUUUCAUUCCAGAAGUUUCUGGGCGUUCUUUGGAAUCGAUGGAGGAUAUAUUCAAUCUUCCAUGGUACCUUAUUGGCAGAAGGGGUCCUGAAUUAUGUCCCGAUUAUUCUGAACUUAGCAGAAUUGGCCACGCUAGCAAGGAGAGCUUUGGCCAAGGUAUUAUAGAUAGAAAGGUCGAAGUGGAGCAGAUCAGUAAUGUUCUGGCUCGCUCUUCCUUAGAUAGGCUCAAUGAUGAUGAUAACGAUAAAGAAAAGGAAAAGGAGAAGAGAGAAGAUUGA